Messenger RNA from Marmota flaviventris (yellow-bellied marmot), 3563 nucleotides. RefSeq names its product smoothened, frizzled class receptor (gene Smo). NCBI's taxonomy places the organism in Eukaryota, Metazoa, Chordata, Mammalia, Rodentia, Sciuridae. The record is from RefSeq and is a predicted model, not a curated record. Gene Ontology annotation, cellular component: cilium; plasma membrane; dendrite. Gene Ontology annotation, molecular function: patched binding; transmembrane signaling receptor activity. Gene Ontology annotation, biological process: pattern specification process; commissural neuron axon guidance; central nervous system development.
AUUCCAGAGAGCGGGGCCAGCUAGAGCAACAAAGGAGCCGGGUAGUCGGCGGGGAGAACUCUGGGGGCUGCGGCGCGCUCCGGCGGAGGUGGCGGCUGGGCAGCGGGCUGGCGCGGGGGCGGAGCCGCGGAUAGAGUUAGGGACGUAGUCCCGCACCCUUGGCGGGCGCCUGGCCUUCAUCGUGGGGCCGGGAGUUGGUUUUAGUGGUGGGAGAGGGAAUGGGGCUGGGGAUUGGGGGCCCCGAGGGCUCCCGAGGCUGAAGACAGCUUGGAUCGCCAGCCGAGGGAGUGGGGAGUUGCGCAUCCCUGCCCGGGCCUCUGCCGCCCAACAUGGGCCCCGGGUUCCAAAGUUUGCGAAGUUGGGCGCCAAGGGGCCGGGGCGCGCUGAGCGUCUGGGAGAAGCCGGCCCCGAACUCAAGGGGCGCACAGGUCGUUUGAGCCGCCUCCGCGGCCCCCAGGGUUGUGAGUGUGGCCGGGGGGCUCUGGGGAGCGGGCGGGGGCGCCGGGGCUUCUGCUGAGUUGGCGGGUCUGGCCAUGGCCGCUGCCCGCCCUGCGUGGGGGCCGGAGCUGCCUCUCCUGGGGCUGCUGCUGCUGCUGCUGCUGCUGCUGGGGGGCCCGGACCGGGGGGCGGCCUUGAGCGGGAAUGAGACCGGGCCUGGGCCGGGUAGCGCUGGCGGGAGCGCGAGAAGGAGCGCGGCCGUGACUGGCCCUCCGCCGCUGCUUAGCCACUGCGGCCGGGCCGCCCACUGCGAGCCGCUGCGCUACAACGUGUGCCUGGGCUCGGCUCUGCCUUACGGGGCCACCUCCACGCUGCUGGCCGGGGACUCGGACUCUCAGGAGGAAGCGCACGGCAAGCUCGUGCUCUGGUCGGGCCUCCGGAAUGCCCCCCGAUGCUGGGCAGUGAUCCAGCCCCUGCUGUGUGCUGUGUACAUGCCCAAGUGUGAGAAUGAACGAGUGGAGCUGCCCAGCCGCACCCUCUGCCAGGCCACCCGAGGCCCGUGUGCCAUUGUGGAGCGGGAGCGAGGCUGGCCUGACUUCCUGCGCUGCACCCCUGACCACUUCCCUGAAGGCUGCCCGAAUGAGGUGCAGAACAUCAAGUUCAACAGUUCGGGUCAGUGUGAAGCGCCCUUGGUGCGAACAGACAACCCCAAGAGCUGGUACGAGGAUGUUGAGGGCUGCGGGAUCCAGUGUCAGAAUCCACUGUUCACCGAGGCCGAGCACCAGGACAUGCACAGCUACAUUGCAGCCUUUGGUGCUGUCACCGGCCUCUGCACGCUCUUCACCCUGGCCACCUUUGUGGCUGACUGGCGGAACUCCAAUCGCUACCCUGCAGUGAUUCUCUUCUACGUCAAUGCAUGCUUUUUUGUGGGCAGCAUUGGCUGGCUGGCCCAGUUCAUGGACGGUGCCCGCCGGGAGAUCGUGUGCAGAGCAGAUGGCACCAUGAGGCUAGGGGAGCCCACCUCCAAUGAGACCCUGUCCUGCGUCAUCAUUUUUGUCAUCGUGUAUUAUGCCCUGAUGGCUGGUGUGGUCUGGUUUGUGGUCCUCACCUAUGCCUGGCACACUUCCUUCAAAGCCCUGGGCACCACCUACCAGCCACUCUCAGGCAAGACCUCCUACUUCCAUCUGCUCACGUGGUCACUCCCCUUUGUCCUCACCGUGGCAAUCCUCGCUGUGGCCCAGGUGGAUGGGGACUCCGUGAGCGGCAUCUGUUUUGUGGGCUACAAGAACUACCAUUACCGGGCUGGCUUCGUCCUGGCCCCAAUUGGCCUGGUGCUCAUUGUGGGAGGCUACUUCCUCAUCCGAGGAGUCAUGACUCUGUUCUCCAUCAAGAGCAACCACCCGGGGCUGCUGAGUGAGAAGGCUGCCAGCAAGAUCAACGAGACCAUGCUGCGCCUGGGCAUUUUUGGCUUCCUGGCCUUUGGCUUUGUGCUCAUCACUUUCAGCUGCCACUUCUACGACUUCUUUAACCAGGCUGAGUGGGAGCGCAGCUUCCGGGACUAUGUGCUGUGCCAGGCCAAUGUGACCAUUGGGCUGCCUACCAAGAAACCCAUUCCUGACUGUGAGAUCAAGAAUCGCCCCAGCCUCCUGGUGGAGAAGAUCAACCUGUUUGCCAUGUUUGGCACUGGUAUCGCCAUGAGCACCUGGGUCUGGACCAAGGCCACACUUCUCAUCUGGAGGCGCACCUGGUGCAGGUUGACUGGGCAGGGUGAUGAUGAGCCCAAACGGAUCAAGAAGAGCAAGAUGAUUGCCAAGGCCUUCUCUAAGCGGCGGGAGCUGCUGCAGAAUCCAGGCCAGGAGCUGUCCUUCAGCAUGCACACUGUCUCCCAUGAUGGGCCUGUGGCGGGUUUGGCCUUUGACCUCAAUGAACCCUCAGCUGAUGUCUCCUCUGCCUGGGCCCAGCAUGUCACCAAGAUGGUGGCUAGGAGAGGAGCCAUACUGCCCCAGGACGUGUCUGUCACUCCUGUGGCGACUCCAGUACCCCCAGAAGAACAAGCCAACCUGUGGCUAGUUGAGGCAGAGAUCUCUCCAGAGCUGGAGAAGCGCCUGGGCCGGAAGAAGAAGCGAAGGAAGAGGAAGAAGGAGGUGUGCCCCCUGGCACCAGCCCCUGAGCUUCAUCAUCCUGCCCCUGCCCCUGCCACCAGUGCUGUUCCUCGGCUGCCUCAGCUCCCCCGACAAAAAUGCCUGGUGGCUUCAGGAGCCUGGGGAUCUGGGGAAUCCUGCCGACAGGGAGCCUGGACCUUCGUCUCCAACCCCUUCUGCCCAGAGCCCAGUGUCCGUCAGGAUACAUUUCUCCCCAGUGUUCCAGCCCCCACGGCCUGGGCUCAGGGCUGCCGCCAGGGUCUGGGGCCCAUUCACUCUCGCACAAACCUGAUGGAGGCAGAGCUCAUGGAUGCAGACUCGGAUUUCUGAGCCUGCAGAGCAGGGACAGGAAAAAGGAAAAAAUACUGUUCCAAGGCUCUUCUUCCUCUCUGAGAGCGCUUCCCUGGAUCUCAUCUUCCAGAGAAACUAUGGGCCAAGUGCCCUCCCAGGAGAGUUCUGUAUGUUUGGCUUAAAGCAGCAGGACUGUGGGAAAGAGCCAGACUUCUCCAUGGGUAGGUCUCACCCCAAGGGCAGGGCCCUGGAGCUCAGGGUCUUUAUUUCUGUCCCACCAGCUGGAGUCUGGCAGCAAUAGUCUCCAGCAGAGCUUGUGGUAGGGCAAUAAUGGCAGAGGCAGGGGUGACAGUUCUCAGAGUAGAUUGUGGUGGCUAGGGAGGCAGCCAUGUCCUGUCUUCCAGAUGGGGGCUGGCUGCACUUUUCUGUGCCAACAGGUGCCCUUUCCUGGCACUCUCAGACAAAAAGUGUUUAUUGUGUCAUUUGUCCUUUGCCUAAGUGGGAACAGGGCUCCCUUCUUCAUUUAAAGUGGUCGUGAGGCCAGAAGUGCUUACUGCCACACGGGCCUCUCUAAACAGGUAGCCCUACCCCAAACCCACUUUCUCUUCUGCAUCCUCCUUUCCCCAUCUCAUCUCAUUUCUACCAGGCCAGACUCUUCCGGCUUCCUAUUUGUUGAUUAGGACCCAGAACUGC